AUGGCUGUGCUGCUUCUGCUCUUCUUAUUGACAGCGUCUGCGGUUUCUGCUAAUGAAGAUGCCUUCAUUGGUGUGAACAUCGGUACAGCACUCUCUGACAUGCCUAGUCCGACUCAGGUGGUAGCCCUUCUUAAGGCUCAGAAUAUUCGACAUGUCAGGCUUUAUGAUGCAGACCGAGCCAUGCUGCUUUCUCUUGCCAACACGGGCAUCCGUGUAACUGUUUCAGUUCCCAAUGAGCAGCUCCUUGGCAUUGGUCAAUCGAAUGCCACUGCAGCCAAUUGGGUUGCUCGCAAUGUAGUAGCCCAUGUCCCUGCUACCAACAUCACAGCCAUAGCAGUUGGAUCCGAAAUCCUUACUACGCUCCCAAAUGCUGCCCCAGUCCUGGUCUCUGCCCUGAAGUUUAUCCAUUCUGCCCUUGUUGCUUCCAAUCUUGAUGGCCAAAUUAAAGUUUCUACCCCUCACUCUUCUUCCAUCAUCCUUGACUCGUUCCCUCCUUCCCAAGCCUUCUUUAAUCGCUCUUGGGACCCAGUCAUGGUUCCUUUGCUUAAAUUUUUGCAGUCCACUGGGUCAUACUUUAUGCUAAAUGUAUAUCCAUACUAUGACUACAUGCAAUCAAAUGGUGUGAUCCCGUUGGACUAUGCCCUUUUCCGUCCCCUACCUCCUAACAAGGAAGCUGUGGAUGCUAAUACACUCCUUCAUUACACUAACGUUUUUGAUGCGAUCGUUGAUGCAGCAUAUUUUGCAAUGACCUAUCUGAACGUUACCAACGUCCCUAUUUUUGUGACCGAGUCUGGUUGGCCCUCUAAAGGCGACUCAUCUGAGCCAGAUGCAACACUUGAUAAUGCUAACAAUUACAACAGCAACUUGAUUAGGCAUGUGCUUAAUAACACAGGCACUCCCAAACAUCCUAGGAUUGCAGUUAGCACUUAUAUUUAUGAGCUCUAUAAUGAGGAUUUGAGAACUGGGCCAACAUCCGAAAAGAACUGGGGGCUUUUUGAUGCCAAUGGCAUGCCUGUUUAUACCUUACACUUAACUGGUGCCGGUACUGUACUGGCUAAUGACACCACAAACCAAACUUUUUGUGUUGCGAAGGAAGGUGCUGACAGGAAGAUGCUACAGGCUGCUCUUGAUUGGGCUUGUGGACCAGGAAAGGUUGAUUGCUCAUCCUUGUUACAAGGGCAGCCAUGUUAUGAGCCAGAUAACAUUGUUGCUCAUUCAACAUAUGCUUUCAAUGCUUAUUUCCAGAAGAUGGCCAAGUCUCCUGGUACUUGUGAUUUUAAAGGCGUGGCUACCAUCACCACAACGGACCCAAGUCAUGGUUCCUGUAUAUUUCCUGGAAGUGCUGGAAGAAAUGGCACUUUCCCAAAUGCAACUUCUCUGGCUCCAUCUACAAAUUCUUCGACUUCUGGUUGCAAUUCAGUAUAUUACUAUGGUGCCGGUUCUUUCACAACCUCUGUGAUUAUAGGUUUUUUACUAAUGAGCAUGUUCAAUUUGAAAUGCUUUUGCUGCAGAUUCUUCUAA
Dovyalis caffra is the source of this 1521-nucleotide messenger RNA. NCBI's taxonomy places the organism in Eukaryota, Viridiplantae, Streptophyta, Magnoliopsida, Malpighiales, Salicaceae. The record is from the annotation of a GenBank genome assembly.